GUAAUCAUUAAUACGGUACCUGGCAGAGCUAAGUCAAAAUUUGAAGUUUUCUAUGAGGUGAUAAUCAUUCUAGGAGUACAAUUGGAAGGAUCCAGUCUCAUUCUUCCCAUUCAGAGUCAAAUUUUGUAAGCGUGAUGUUGUUCUUGUUGGGCUAACUAAGCUUUAUGGAUGACACAUGCUACUCUUGGAGUCAAAAUCAUUUAUCCUCAUUCCAGUGUCUUUUCUCUGCACUCAUUCUUUGAUGUGAUAUGGAGCACGUGGGAGAAGCUAUUUGUCAUUUUAACAAAUUAGGAAAAUUCAUCUAUCUCGAGGUUUGACACCUUAUGAGAAAAAGAAGUAUGUCUGGAAAAUGCUUUACAUAUAUAUGCUUGGCUAUGAUGUGGACUUUGGCCACAUGGAAGCUGUUUCCUUGUUAUCUGCGCCAAAGUAUCCUGAGAAGCAGGUUGGAUACAUAGUUACAUCGUGUUUGCUCAAUGAGAAUCAUGACUUCUUACGACUGGCAAUUAAUGUUGUUCGGAAUGAUAUCAUUGGUCGAAAUGAAACUUUUCAGUGCCUUGCAUUGACUCUGGUUGGAAAUAUUGGCGGGCGUGAAUUUGCAGAGUCACUAGCUCCUGAUGUUCAAAAAUUACUUCUCUCUAGUAGUUGUAGGCCACUUGUGAGGAAGAAAGCUGCACUAUGUCUCCUACGACUUUUUCGGAAAAAUCCUGAUGUUGUAAAUGUAGAUGGCUGGUCGGAUCGGAUGGCGCAGCUGUUGGAUGAACGUGAUUUGGGUGUCUUAACAUCUUCUAUGAGCCUUUUAGUUGCAUUGGUGGCGAAUAAUCAUGAUACCUACUGGAGUUGUCUUCCAAAGUGUGUUAAAAUUCUGGAAAGGUUGGCUAGGAACCAAGAUAUUCCCCAAGAAUAUACUUAUUAUGGCAUCCCGUCUCCCUGGCUUCAGGUUAAAACAAUGAGAGCUUUGCAAUAUUUCCCUACAAUUGAAGACCCCAACACCAGAAGGGUAUUGUUUGAGGUUUUACAACGGAUAUUGAUGGGAACGGAUGUCGUGAAAAAUGUGAACAAGAACAAUGCAUCACAUGCAGUGCUUUUUGAAGCCCUGGCACUUGUCAUGCAUCUUGAUGCUGAAAAAGAAAUGAUGUCCCAAUGUGUGGCAUUGCUUGGGAAAUUUAUAGCUGUCCGUGAGCCAAAUAUUCGAUAUCUUGGAUUGGAGAAUAUGACCCGGAUGUUAAUGGUCACAGAUGUUCAGGAGAUUAUCAAACGACAUCAAGCUCAGAUCAUAACAUCAUUAAAAGAUCCUGAUAUAAGUAUCCGGAGACGUGCUCUUGAUUUGCUGUAUGGCAUGUGUGAUGUUUCCAAUGCAAAGGACAUAGUUGAAGAAUUGUUGCAGUAUCUCAGUUCAGCAGACUUUGCAAUGCGUGAAGAAUUGUCACUGAAAAUUGCAAUUUUAUCUGAGAAAUUUGCUCCCGAUUUAUCAUGGUAUGUGGAUGUCAUCCUUCAAUUGAUUGACAAGGCAGGGGAUUUUGUCAGUGAUGACAUUUGGUUUCGUGUUGUGCAGUUUGUUACCAACAAUGAUGAUCUACAGCCUUAUGCGGCGUUGAAAGCAAGAGAGUAUCUUGAUAAGCCUGCUGUCCAUGAAACUAUGGUGAAGGUGAGUGCAUACAUCCUUGGAGAGUACAGCCAUCUUCUAGCCAGACGGCCUGGAUGUGGUCCAAAGGAAAUUUUUAGCCUUUUGCAUGAGAAGCUUCCUACUGUUUCGACUGCAACAAUAUCAAUCCUGCUUUCAACCUAUGCUAAGAUUUUGAUGCAUACCCAGCCUCCUGACCCGGAGCUACAGUCACAGAUUUGGGUUAUAUUCAACAAAUAUGGGAGCUGUAUUGAUGUUGAGUUGCAACAGCGGGCUGUUGAGUACUUUGAAUUGAGUAAGAAAGGUGCUGCUUUGAUGGAUAUAUUAGCUGAAAUGCCAAAGUUCCCUGAGCGACAGUCUGCUUUGAUUAAAAAAGCUGAAAAUUCUGAGGCUGACACUGCUGAACAAAGUGCAAUAAAGUUGCGUGCGCAGCAGCAGAACUCUACUGCUUUGGUGGUUACUGACCAGCGUCCAGCCAAUGGAACUCCACCUGUUGGCGAGCUUAGUCUUGUAAAGGUUCCAUCAUCGAGCUACAUGGGUGGUGAAUCUCCAGAUCCAGUCGUGACUGAAGCUAAUGGAACUCUUGCCAUAGUUGAUCCACAGCCGAGUGCUGCUGAUGCACAGCCUAGUGCUGCUCCUAAACAGCCUGUUGCUGCUCCUCCACAGCCUGUUGCUGCUUCUUCACCUGACCUCCUAGUUGAUCUUUUGGAUACACUUGCUAUAGAAGGCCCACCUGGAGCUCCUAUUGAAUCUCAGCACACUAUGGCCUCUGGUUUGGCUGGUGCUUCAAAUAUGGAGGAUGCGUUGGCCCUUGCUCCGGUAGAGGAACAGAUCAACACUGUUCAGCCAAUUGGCAGCAUAGCUGAAAGGUUUCAUGCCUUAUGUUUGAAGGAUAGCGGCGUGCUGUACGAGGAUCCUUAUAUUCAGAUUGGCAUCAAAGCAGAAUGGAGACCCCCUCAUGGACGACUAGUGCUUUUCCUUGGGAACAAAAAUACCUCGCCACUUGUUUCAGUACACGCCCUUAUCUUACCUCCAGCACACUUAAGGCUGGAACUGUCUCUAGUACCAGAGACUAUACCCCCGCGUGCACAGGUGCAAUGUCCACUUGAAGUGGUCAAUAUCCGGCCCAGUAGAGAUGUAGCUGUUCUGGACUUCUCAUACAAUUUUGCAGGUCAUGUGGUUAAUGUAAAACUUCGCCUUCCUGCUCUCUUGAAUAAGUUCCUUCAGCCUUUACAAGUGUCUGCUGAAGAGUUCUUCCCACAAUGGAGAUCUCUUUCUGGACCACCAUUGAAACUUCAAGAAGUGAUUAGAGGAGUGAGACCAAUGGCACUUGGGGAAAUGGCCAAUUUGUUUAACAGUUACAAGUUGAUGGUUUGUCCCGGACUUGAUCCUAAUCCCAACAAUCUGGUCGCUAGCUCUACGUUCUAUUCUGAGAGCACAAGGGCUAUGCUUUGUCUGUUGAGAAUAGAAACAGAUCCAGCAGAUAGAACUCAACUUCGAAUGACAGUUGCCUCUGGGGAUCCUGCACUAACUUUUGAGUUGAAGGAGUUUGUCAAAGAACAACUAAUCAGCAUUCCCCUAGCCACUCGACCUCCUAUGCCAGUGGCUCCACAAACUCAGCCUACCAGUGUACCACCUCCAGCUACAUCGGAUCCUGCCGCCUUACUUGCUGGCUUACUUUGA
Messenger RNA from Oldenlandia corymbosa var. corymbosa, 3304 nucleotides. The record is from the annotation of a GenBank genome assembly. NCBI's taxonomy places the organism in Eukaryota, Viridiplantae, Streptophyta, Magnoliopsida, Gentianales, Rubiaceae.